AUGAUGAGUAUUCUCCCUGACCGGAUUCCCUUGGCUCAGCUCUCAGAUGAGGAAAUGUUGGGCACAGGAGUCUGUAUCAAGAGAGAACUCGACGAAGGUGUCACCGAAGACAUGUAUUUAGAAAUUAAGGAAGAACCGUAUGAUUAUGCAAUGAAGCAAAAUAUAAGAUCUUCAGACCUCAGGCAGAUGUCAAAUGAAAAGACUCAUGUGAUUUUACUGGGAUUGCAACGAUAUUUCAUCAGGAGACCAUUAGUGGCGAGGAUUGUGGGAACAGGUGCUCGUCAGAUUGGGAUGAGGCACCACUUAAGGAAACUUAUGAGGAGUUACACAUGGAAACGAGAAGCAUAUGGCUGUGAAUUUUGCAACAAAGCUUUCUCAAGGAAGAGUGACCAAGUGAAGCACAAAAGAGUACAUACAAAGGAGAGGCCAUACAGCUGUGAAAUUUGCAAGCAAGCCUUCUCACAGAAAAAGAGUUUAGUAAAGCACAUGAGAGUACAUACGAAUGAGAAACCCUAUAGCUGUGAGAUUUGCAAUAAGGCCUUCUCAGAUAAAUCCAAUUUAGUGGAACACAUGAGAGUACAUACAAAGGAGAAGCCAUACAUCUGUGAGAUCUGUAAUAGGGCUUUUGCUCAUACUAGUUCAAGAGUGAUACACAUGAGAGUACAUACAAAGGAGAAACCAUACAGCUGUGAGAUUUGCAACAAGGCCUUCUCUGUGAAAUGUAGUCUUGUAAAGCACAUGAGAGUACAUACAAAGGAGAAGCCAUAUACCUGUGAGAUUUGCAAUAAAGCCUUCUCUCUAAAAUACGUUCUAGCACAACACAAGAAAGUACACACAAAGAAACAAUGUAGCUGAGGUUUCUCUCAAGAAAAAUUGAUUUAGUGAUUUAGUGAUUUACGUAAGGUUUCCCUCACACAAAAUGAUUUAGCGAUAGUGUGCAGGCAUGCAGAGUAGAAGCCAUAUAGGUAUUUAGCCAUAUAGAUAUCCUCGAGAUUUUCGUAUUCUUGUAUUCUCUGGAAAGAAAGAAUACCAGAGUGUACAUAAAGGUUUCACAUAUAACAAAUAUUUUAGUUUCCAUUGACUUUUUAUCCAUAUGCAUAUGUCUGUUGUCACUGACCAGGGGCGUUCAAAAUA
This is a messenger RNA of Penaeus monodon (black tiger shrimp), 1134 nucleotides long. Its product is annotated as zinc finger protein 70-like. NCBI's taxonomy places the organism in Eukaryota, Metazoa, Arthropoda, Malacostraca, Decapoda, Penaeidae. Gene Ontology annotation, biological process: regulation of transcription by RNA polymerase II. The transcript is spliced from 3 exons. The record is from RefSeq and is a predicted model, not a curated record. Gene Ontology annotation, molecular function: DNA-binding transcription factor activity; RNA polymerase II cis-regulatory region sequence-specific DNA binding. The coding region runs from base 1 to 855 and encodes 284 amino acids.